AUGGGAGGUGAAUGGUACGGUCACCAAGGUGGUGGAGUAAACUAUCUUUGUCUUCCACACAAUCCAAAGUACGACAGGUAUAACGACGGCAAUCAGGUCUCAGGAUAUGUGUACGGUGCUGAAUAUCAGGUCAAUUCCUACAAUGGGUAUCCUUUCAGACGAAAUCUUCAUGAUCACGAGGCGCCUUGUGUUGUCUGCUUUGUCAAGUCACGUGGCUCAAUGCUGAUGAUGCCCGCGCGGAACGAUUGUCCUUCUGGGUGGACCGAGGAGUAUCAUGGGUACCUGAUGACCGCAUAUCACAACCACCCGAACCAAAAAGACUUCGUCUGUGUUGACAAAGACCCAGAGUAUGUUCCAGGGACCAAUACCAACAAGGAUGGUGCCUUACUGUAUUUCGUAGAAGGGUACUGUGGCUCUCUUCCUUGCCUUCCAUAUGUUCAGCAUCGAGAGCUGACAUGUGCUGUUUGCACCAAGUAAUAAAACAUUCUCCCGUCAAUCUCAGAGAAUCAGUUUGUAAUCAUGGUCGAAAAAUAAACCUGAAGAAGAAAAUGAAAACCGAUCUUGAGUCAGUUUGUAUCACUACUGUAAAGCUGUCGUGAUCCGUGGUUUUUCAAGAUGCAUGUCAAAGGUAUCAUUUUAAUAGACCUUGUCACAGUUUUCGACGCCAUCUUGACGAAUAUGCAAAUGCGUGAGAAAUUACAGUGUUUUUAUGAGAAUCUAAUGUCGAACAAUUUCCGUAGAACGGCCGUUCUGAAAGAAAAUAUCAAUUGUAAACUAAAGCUUCACUCCUAAAGAUUCUACUGAAAAAAACUGAGGGCGUUACGUGCGCUAGAAGACAUAGAACCACUCUUUAAAAUUUCCUAUACAUUUGUCUGUAAGAAAGUACCGGGAAAAAUUACAGACAAAUAUAUGGAAAAUCUAUAAAGCAAGCCUCUGGAGAAAUUUAAGCACAGGUACGCCCCCCAAAUUUUUUAGUGCAAUCCUUUGCUUAGUAGUCUUAGUUUACAAUUGAUAUGUUUUUCAGAACAGUCGUUUUACGGAGAUUAUUCGACAUUACUGUUUUCGUACAAACGCUAUAAUUUCUCACACGUUUGCCUACUCGUCAAGAUGGUGUCGAAAACUGUGACAAGGUCUAUUUAGGCUUUGCAAAACCUGCGAAAGCUUAGCCUCCCACGCGUUUUACGGGGAGCUCGUUUUUCAUCCCUCCCCACAAGCAUUUGUGGGGAGGGAUGAAAGACGUGCUCCCCUAAAAACGCCUGCGUGGGAGGCUAACGAACGCUCGACCAGUUACUUACUAUUUUCUCUAGACUAUUUGAGUACUCUCCUAGCCCCCUGGACAAUGACCUCCUUUAUAAGUGCCAUUCCACUGAUAGAAACUAACACAAUAAAGUUAUUACCGUAGCUUUGUUAUCACACGUGACCACAGAAGAAGUUACUUUAUUUAUAUAGGAAAAAACAGAAUAAUAAAGAAAAGCGGUCGUUUUGCAUGAGGCAUACAGGGAGGAAAGGAGAAGAGGAGAGGAGGGCUGGUGAAGCAGUGUUACUCGCAACCUCCCUCUCGAACGUCUGCCACGCAGGCAAACUCAAAGGGAGAGCAAAGUUCUGAGGGAGCCACGAGGUAUGUGGGUUCCCCCCCUGGGGGGUACUUUAGGAAUUUCUUGGUGGGGAUGUGCCGCUGGGACCCUAGAACCCUUAACCUAUACCAGAGCUACUUCAGCUGAAUUUUGUUACCCUAUACUAGAGUAAACUCCCCAAAUCCCCCCUAUCCUAGAGUACCUGUUUCCCUAGUCUAGACAAAAUCUUCAACCAACUGAUCAGUUUCCUAAAAAACGAUACCCUAUUCUAGACCCAAACGCUCUUAUUUAUAUACCCUAUCCUAGAGUAAACUGCUUGAAAACCAUACCCUUCACAGCGGCGCAUACCUAUAUAGCCCAUAUAUGGCAGUACCCCCCCCCCCGGGUUCCCCAUUUGUUGUAAUCAUGGACCUCAAAAUUCCGAUAAAUUGUGAUAUCUGAUCCCAUAAAAAUGUUACCGUCCCAAAUAUCCCUUAGUAGUUUUCAUAAAUGUAGCAGUGACUUUGAAAUAGCUUGCAUGCUGUUCGGAUUUGGCCUUAGAGGUGUGGGUGUGAUACACGAUCCCAAAAUUGCAACCUGACCUUGAUCUCACCUCAGGGAUCCCUGAUCUCACCUCAAUGACCCCAGAUUCCUCCCCACCGAUCCCUGAUCCCACCCCUUUGAUCCAUAAUGCCACAUACUAGUCAAACCACCUUACGAAGACUCAUGACUCAGGGAAUGUGUUAAGUAUGUGUGUUUUAAGAUUUACUUCUUUAUCUAUCCUUAGAUAUACACUUUAUGAGUCGGUAGACCUGUCAAAAUCAGUUUCUCUUUCCUACAGUUGAUAUUUAUUGAAAUAAGUGUCCACAAGAGAAGGAAGACUGAAAUCCGUAUAAGCCAAUGCAUUGAACUUAGUUCAUUGAAAGUGGCUCAACUGGAUUUUUCAGGAGUAAUAUCUCCUAAGUGUAGGGAUUAACUACCACAUCACCAUUGACAAAAAAAAGGAAAACGACAUGACUACAGCUGUAGCAGACAGAGAUAAAAAUUAGUCACGAUCAAUAUUAUUUUGACAUCGAAGUUAUUUCCUACGCCUAGCCUCUGACUGAAUGACUCAGCAGCAAGAGAGGAUAGAGGGGACAGAGAAGGCAUCCCCCAUACACACUCUAUUCCAAAGGUAAUUCGUCUCGAGUUAUUUUUAGAAUCGGGAUGAAGUUACCUCGCGGGCUGCGUGGAUGUUUCGUGGCGGUUUCGCUUGACUAAACCCUGUGGAAAACAUGUCGGGCGAGAGGCAAUGAAAGCGUAAAGCCUAUCAAAAGCAUUCCUGAAUAUUGAAGCGAAAUGAGUCGGCGCUCACCUGGGAAAAGGGAAUCGCUGGGCUCUUUGACAACCCGUGAACUCGAAGUUGUCGUAACCUUAGUUCUUAAAUAAAAUGAGAAAUUUCGCUGGUCCAUUAAAACCGGUCGUUUGUACAAUAAAGCAAGUAGGACGCCAAGUGUUAUUUUUUUGAAUUAUAAGAGACUAAUAAAAGCAUAAAUAUAAUACCAGAAAUUGCUCUCUUCAAACUGUAAAUUGUAAAUGAUCUUGAGAGAAUAUUCAGUGUGUUAAGGAUUUCCCUGCUGUACUUUUAUCUUCAUGCAGGAGAGGAAGGGCGAUUCUUUUUUAAUUUCCGUUUCGCUGACACAGCUUUAGCAGAAAUCUUUCUGUAGUCGUUUUCGUGGACAAAACGAAUAGCAAUAUCGCUCUCCGCGUCUUCCACCAUUUUUUUCUACGUCAAUUCGUGAAGGACGCGUGGCUCUGAGCGUGGGUCAUCCACGAGGAACACAUUCGCGCUAUAUGAUUGGCUGUUGUCUAAUCCCCCUUGAGAUAUCUGGUGUUAAAAAUAACUCGAGACCGGCGAAUUACCUAUGGAAUAGGGUGUGUAUGGGGGAUGCCUUCUCUGUCCCCUUUAUCCUCUCUUGCUCAGCAGUUACAAAUUUAAAAUACGUGGACGAUGUUUGCAGGAUACGUUGUUAUGAAGCCUUCAAUGGACUGAUGCAAACCAGGGAAGGAGAUUUGUGAUUUGUCAAGAAAUUUGCGAACACGAACAUGCAUUUUCUACUGAAGAUUAUCAGCCUCCCAAUAAGGUCUUUGAUGGUGUAGUAGAUAAAUCAACCAUAGAUCAGUUCUCAUUUCUUCAUCAGAAGAGUUCCUCACUGGAAUGACAAAUCUGUUAAGAAAUCCAGAGGUAAAUGUUUGUCUGACCUGGUGUAUCUACACUUGGUCAUUUUUGUGUGUGUUGUGUUGGCUGCGACGUGCGCUGCUUUGAUGGUCCAGUUCCAAUCUUUGGAAUAACUGAGUCGUGAAGGCAAGCAAAGUCUCUGUCCGUUAACAAUGCCGCUGAAAAAUAAUCUUUUAAACUAUCAGUUAACGAAACAAAAUAUAAUGAGCUGGUUUGUGUGCUAAGGACCCUCCGCCCGCUUUUAUUUUUUUAGAUAUUAGAUUUUGGUUUUACAGAUUAUUUUUGGUCCGAAAAGUUAUCCGGACUUUCCAGAUAUGGGCCCCAGCAGUUGGGCUUGUGUUACCCAACAGAUAAAUCGUUCUUUGAGUAAAAAAAAAAACCCUUCGUCUGGGUAGAAUACCACACUGUAUCCGAUAUGUUCUGGUAGUCAUAUUGACUAUAAUUGUUAACAAGUAUUUUCAAAAUUUGUUUCAAAAUGUUCAAGUAUCAUGAGGUGUCACGUGACCCACUGUUCAAAGUCCUCGUUCCUAUCUGUGUGCUAGAGGUGGGGUAACGGUUCCCUUGUCUAUUCUAGGUAAUAAAUAAUAGAUAGGGACAACUUGCUUCAUUUUUCUUACCAUUUUGGCUCCUCAUUUGGGAUCGCUAAAAUUCCCAGAGGUAUAGUAUCCUGUAUAUGCGAGCACGCACGUGCCUACCUUAGAAAAUACCGAAGAUGAACUUAUGUAUGAAAUCAAAGCAAACCAACAGAUUAAUUGAUUGAUUUAUUCCGCCACUUUUAUUUGAAUACGGUAAUUUCAUUUAGUUACAAAACUUCUUUUACAUGAAAGCCGUAUUGAAACAGAGGUUAAUACCGUAGAAUUACUCUAAAACAAUAUGUAAAGACGAUAAAAUCUAGUCAUCAGCUUGCUUGCCUAUUCAGGCCAGUUUUCUUUUAAAAAUUGCUUUAGAUUCGGGUGCCUUUUUGUCAUCAGUUAGUAUGAAUUCCACAGCAUGAGAAAGACCUUUAUAAUACUCCGUUAGUUCGGAAUAUGAUCCAGCCACAUUAUAUGCUGUGUUUCUUAGACUCACAUGCAUCUGAGAAAAGAUCUUGAGAUUUUAAGUAACUAGGUACAUUUCGAUUUACUGUAUCGUACCAUAGCACCAAAUGGCAACUUUACUGCAAGCUCCUCCCAGUCUAAUUCUUUUUUUAUUUCAUUAUUUUUUCUUAUUGCAGCUCAGUUUUGCAAUUACUGGAGUUUCGUAGCAAGACCCUGAUCUAAAUUGCUCCAAAGAACAUCACAGUUGUCAGCAUCACAGACAGACAGAAAAACAGACAGACAGAAAAAUAGACAGAUAAAGACAGCAGACCGAUGGAUAGAUAGACAGACAGACAGACAGAAAGACGGACUUUAUUUCAACUCGAAGUUUCUUCAGUUACAGACAGACAGACUAACUUCAGUAUGCAAGUGAAUCAGAGAAGUAAUUACACAAUCAAAAAUCGCAAUUCAUCCACGGUCAGACUUUAAAAUCAUCUUCAAAAUCAUAUGUAUCUUUAAUGCACACGCUUUUGCACUGUUAGUGUACUGAGUGUUAGGGCCUUCAUCCACUUUUUGAUUCAUAUUUUAUGUCAGGGCUAUUUUGACAAAGGAUGCUGCAUGGGUACGACAAAGCAAGACCACAAGUGGCGAGGAGAAAAAAUGAAGCAAGGAGGGGAAGGCUGGUGGAUCAGUGUUACUCAGACUCAAGCGACUGAGAGGAUGAAGAUACGACUGAGGGGGACCACCAAGGGAAUGUUUUUGUACAUGUGUCGAAUUUCUCUAUUACAGACGCAUACGUCAUUACUCCAUGGCUUCCGAAAGGUGAUAAGGCAUCCGCAAGAGAUGACAAAAUGAAAUCGGGUCCUCUAUAUGCAAGGAAGUUAUUUCAGUAUAUCUGUGUUCGCGUAAACACACUCGUUUAAGCUUGAACUUGGACUGAUCGGCAAAGUCGCCUCCGAGCCCCAGAUCCAAGAACUACGGAACAAGAACACGGACACUCCGGAUGAAGAUCUCUGUCAUUUUAACUGGCAGUGUUAAAGUGCUGUGCCAAAUGAAACUACACUGUAACAAGUUAAAGCUACUAACUGCUUGCACCUAGCAGGGAAAAAAAUGAUAAUAGAGCAUCUCCGAAUGAAACUGUUAUGAACCAUUUCUACACUGUGCAAUUGCAGGAUCUGAUGGCUGCUUUCGCGGAACGGUAACGUGCGAAUAAUUUCUGGUUCGUUUAAUUGUCCUGGCAGUCAAAUAUAGACAACUAAGAAGGCAAUGUUCACUUAUAAUAGUCAUAUUUGACAUAUAUUUACAGUGUUGAUCAUCUUGUGCAGCAGUCACUUUGUAUUCGUAUCUUUCACCAGGCUUUCUGGCCCUCGACCAGAAGAAUUACCUACGUGCAAAAAAGGUGAUUUGAUUUUGGAGGUCUUGAUCGAGAUGAAUCACAGUAAAUCUGAGAAGAAACCCAAAGGCAAGUGCUUGUCUGACCUAGUGUCACCACACUUGCUUGUGUGCGUUGUGUUGGCUGCGACGUGCGCUGCCUUGGUGGUUGUCAUUCUUCAGAUGGAUCGACGUGUUUCUGCGUUCAACGACACUUUAGAAGAGCUGCGUCGAGAAGGCAAGAAAGCCUCUACUGUUAACGAUUCGGCUACGGUUUCUUCUGAAUUGGCAGCUAGAGGAAAGAGGGGAACUUCUAACACAACUCCCGGUCAGAAAUCAGACAUUGAAAAGCGAUUGAACCUCCUGGAAGAAAGGUGAGUUAAAUUAAAAUAAAAUUAUGAUCUCAGUUUAAAUUCCACACGCCCAGUAAUCUCUGUAAUAGAUCUCAGUCAGUUUCUGUUAUUACAGAAUACCGUAAAUGCUCUCUUAACGCCCCCACUAAGGCUUCAAAUUUGGAAUAAGCCUCCCUUCCCUCCCCCGAGAAAAAACGAGGUUCAGUACUCGGUAUCACGAGACUUAUACGGUACUUUCAAUGAAUGGGACAUUCGUAAUAGUACAAAAUUAAUGUUCUUCAAGUCGUACGGCUUUCCUUUUCAUAUAUACAAAACAUUACGAUGACAAAAGCAUUCUUAGAACUGUUCUAUUGAAGAAGCACAAUACACUUUGACGGGCAACUCGAAAACGUCUUGAGAACGUAACGGUUUCGAGUUUCACAACAAUAAAUUUUCUAUAACGUUUUUUGAUUUUUUUAUAUGUUACAGUUUGGGUUAAGUAAGAAUAAAGAUAAUGUCAUUUUGAGGCCAAAAAUUGAUAAACGAAAUAAGCGCCUCUCUUCAAAUAAGCGCCCCCCUCUCGCCUUAGAAAAUUAAAUAUUAAUUGCCGCCGGCGCUAAUUCUAGCAUUUACGGUCACUCAGUAGUGGACGAUUUUAAUAGUUUGACGAUUUUUGCUUGGCACCGUUACACUCGGCUAUGGGUAAAGGAUCAGUGUGUCUUUCCUUUUUUAUAUGAACAGAUUCUAAAUCGAUGUUCAAUUUAGGAGCGCUUUCAUCGAACAAGGGGGAAUAAAAGUUAGGAAUGGAAAAAAACAUUAGGAAUGGAAGUUAGGAAUGGAAAAAAACAUUUGUUCCCUAAAAUUCUCAGUCAAGAAAAUGUUAACCGCAAUUUAGCCUUCCCGUCACUACAGCCCGGCCCACAGUUCUUAAUGAACAGUAUAAAAGCGCUGCGCUAGAAUCGGCGAGUUCUAGGGGUGCUACUGAACACUUUAAUCCUGCAAGAAGUACCAACGAUAAUAAGCACGUCGUUUGGAUUUUCAAACUUUUAUUUCAAAGUGAUUUGCGGAUACUACCUCUUCACCAGUGCACGUUAAUGCAAGUUAACUUCAGUCUGUAACUUUUUUGACAAGGAGCUUUGCUCGCAAAAUAAGUCACAAAAAUUUAUACAAGAGAAACACAAUGCAUGCCCCAGCCAGACGGCUAGCUCUCCGGACAUCAUGCAGGGCCUGUUGAUAGUAACCUCAAAGUCGUUCUCUAAAAAUCAGCAAAAAACGCGAAGGCAUAAAUAAAUUGACAUGAAAACCGAAAAAUCGCAGUCUCGGAAAGAGCAAGCACUCUUGUGUUUGGACGCAAAGAGUUUUUUGUGACUUAUUUGAAACUCUGUUGAAGCUGUACCUUUCUAGCAUGGAGCGAAUGUGACAAGCAGUUUUAUAAGGACGCAAAAAACAGCUCUUCAAAGAAAUGUAAAAAUAAUAACCGCACAAUAAGAAACUACUAAGAGCAAAGACUAACCACCGUGCCCGAAAAUUGCUACGAAACUGAAACACGUCCCAACAACUCAGUUUAAGUUACUUCAUCAUGCUUUCUCCGUUUUUUUUUUUAUUUCAGGGUCGGAGCGCUAUUUAACAAGUCGGAAUUUUUUUCCAGCAAAUUGAGGGUCCAAAAGCUCUUUUCCUACAUAAUUCGAGGUACUGUGAUUCACGUGUAUCGUUCAAAAAGUUGGGAUUCUUUCUGGUCUUUCCUUUGAUGGUCUUGUUGCGUAAAAUGGUAACCGGGAUUUGUCGAAAGAUACGGUCUCUUGGAUUUGCUUAUUUUUUGACUGGAAAAAUGAAGUUCAGUUCACUAGAACUAGGAUUGGUUUGUUUAUUGGUUUGUUUGCCCCGGCCCACAGACUUGGGACACUAAGAUGAGAAAAAAUUAGCCUUAACUCGGAAGAUUGGAUUUGUCAUUUCAAACACGUAGAAAAUGGAAAAAUAUUUAGCUUUUGAAAGAUGCCCUUGAAACUCGGUCCAAUACUAUGUGCAUUUAUUCCAAGUAAAUAAUUUAUUAACUAAAAAUUUUGUUUUAUUACAGGACGAGACGGCCGCGAUGGAUUACCUGGGAAACCAGGAAUACCAGGCAACCCUGGAGUACCUGGUGUUGGGUCUCCUGGGAAAGCUGGGCCGUCUGGUAAGGACGGUCCACGGGGCAAACCUGGGGCAAAAGGUACUCAACUUUGAUUAAUUUUGCUUCUUUAAAUAACAACGAGAAACUGAGCACAAACUGAAAUGUGAUCUUCACAGCGUCUAUCGAGAUUAAGUUAAAUAUUUAGUACUUUUCCUAGAAGAACAUCUAUAGGACACAUUUUCCAAACACCUUUUAAAAUCCUUCAACCUUUUUUCUUGACUCACAGGAGAUGCUGGUAAGCCGGGUAUUAACAAACCUUUUCCAGGCCCUCCCGGUCCCAAAGGAGAGAGAGGUUCUGCUGGAAGUCCUGGGUUGAAAGGGCCUCAAGGACCCAAAGGUGAAAAGGGAAAGGAAGGAGCUGGGAAGUCUGGAGUGAAAUAUGUCCGUUGGGGAAGGACCACUUGUCCAGGAGGUGCUGAGCUAGUUUACAAAGGUAGGUCAUCACAGACACCUGUUAACUGAGACUGCAUUCUAGCUACUACUAAAGGGUUUUAGAAACUGAUGUAAUAAAGUAGAUUUAAGUUAUUGUCAAGGUCAAAUUUCAAAGGUCUCCAGUCAGUAUCUUUUUCACAAGGAUAGUUAUAGGGACCUUCUCUGUUUUAAGUUUACAGUUUGCACUUUAAAUACUUGGCAAACGGAGGACUUUUCGACAUAUUGAACAUUUACUUAUUUACUUAAUUUAUUAUUAAUUCAUUGUUUAUUUUGAGUCAUUGCAAACCGAUCACAAGCUAGAGAUUCAGCAAUUACCUUUUAUCNAUCCUCAGGUUUAAUGGGAGGUGAGCGGUACAAUCACCAAGGUGGUGGAGUAAACUAUCUUUGUCUUCCACACAAUCCAAAGUACGACAGGUAUAACGAUGGCAAUCAGUACUCAGGAUAUGUGUACGGUGUUGAAUAUGAGGUCAGUUCUUACAGUGGGUAUCCUUUCAGACGAAAUCUUCAUGAUCACGAGGCGCCUUGUGUUGUCUGCUUCGUCAAGUCACGUGGUGCAAUGCUGAUGAUGCCCGCACGGAAUGACUGUCCUACUGGAUGGACCGAGGAGUAUCAUGGGUACCUGAUGACUGAAAAGUACAACCACCCGAACCAAAAAGACUUCGUCUGUGUUGACAAAGAUCCAGAGUAUGUUGCGGGGACUAAUGGGAACAAGGAUGGUGCCUUGCUAUACUUCGUGGAGGGGGGCUGUGGCUCACUUCCGUGCCCUCCAUAUGUUCUGCAUCGAGAGCUGACAUGUGCUGUUUGCACCAAGUAAUAAAACUUCUCUCGUCAAUCUCAGAGAAUCAGCUUGUAAUCAUGGCUU
Porites evermanni is the source of this 9951-nucleotide messenger RNA. NCBI's taxonomy places the organism in Eukaryota, Metazoa, Cnidaria, Anthozoa, Scleractinia, Poritidae. The record is from the annotation of a GenBank genome assembly.